AUGUCCGUUAAACACCUUCUAAUCCCACUCAUCUGCAUCGGGGCUAAUAUGAACAGAAAUGUCAAUGGGUCUGAACUCUCUCAGGACUUCCUGGUCGGGUCGCAAGUGACUACCUCUCUGUAUGUGAGCCUGUGUGUAUGGUCUGGUGAUCUCACCCUGGUCUUAGUCUCCUCAGGUUGUACUGGGGAGCUGUCCAGGGUCUAUGUUGGGGUCGUAGACCCCCUCCCUCCCCCUGGUCGUAGUGGCAGUGGAGAGCAGCUGGUGGCCAGUCACGGUCGAACGGCCCAGUGGAGUGGACGGCUGUCAGAGUUGACCAAUCAGACGGGGCUCUGCCUGGGGCAACUCUGUCCUCUGGGGAAGGCAUGCGUGCCAGGAAGCAGUGAAGUGCUGCCUCCGCAUUUCCUCCACACACACCCAGAGAGACGAGGGCCCAGGCCCCUGCCGAGACCCUCCCUGCCCCACCCCUCCCUGGGGCUUUGUCCUGGGGCUUUGGCCCGUGUACCUCCGCCCAGCCUCCUCACUCUCUCCCCGGGACAGGCAGGAAGACCAGGGACAUUCCGUCCUGCUAGGCUAGCCCCCGACCAGAGAGGGGAGGAGCGUGAGCGUUGGAUCCGGGCUAAGUACGAGCAGCGGUUGUUCCUGGCGUCGCUCUCGGGGGUGGACCUAUCCCUGGGCCAGCAGCUGCUGAGGGCCACAGCCGAGGAGGACCUGCGCUGCGUCAUCCUGCUCCUGGCUCACGGCUCCCGGGAGCAAGUCAACGAGACGUGUGGAGAGGGAGACGGACGCACCGCCCUUCACCUGGCGUGCCGCAAGGGCAACGUGGUCAUCACACAGCUCCUCAUCUGGUACGGGGUGGAUCUGAUGGCGAGGGACGCCCACGGUAACAGCGCGCUGGCGUACGCACGGCAGGCCAGCAGCCAGGAGUGUGUUGACACGUUGCUGCAGUACGGCUGUCCCGAUGAACGCUACCCACUUAUUGCCACGCCCAACCUGUCCCGACGCAACACCAACCGCAACAACAGCUGCAGCAGCACGGGCAGCACCGCACUCAUAUAAACACUACCGCCCCCUUCAGGAGGCCUCUGGGUACUGCGGCUCGCAGGAUAUUAACAGGCUAAACACACAUUGUGACAUUGUAUGCAUAUUACACACUCAAACUCCUGACUGAAAAAACUCCUGACUGACAUUUUUGGAAGUGAGGGGCUUGGAGAGAGUCUGAAUUGGGAGAAAUGACUGAACUCUUUUGGGAACCACUACUUCUGCACUCCUUGUCUUAGAGCCCUCGUUGACCUCUUACCCUCUCCACUCUGCCACUAAUCUCACACAGAAGACACUAGCACUCCUGUUGUAGUUGCCGUUGAUGAAGCCCUCUGUCCUUUUGGCUCUCUGCCCCACAUCAUGAUGACCCCCCCCCCCCCCCUGCGCUUCGGUCCAAUUGUCAAUUUCCUCACAAGGCCCUCCCCUGUAAAAGCAUGGGGGCAGGAGGUGGCUUGGCGUUACUUCCGGGUGGAGUCAGGUCACCGGCUUCCCUCACUGCUAUCUACCUGGCUGCAUGUAGCCCUAAGCAUGAUGGGACAUGGGGAGGAGGUGGCCAAAAUCACGUGAAAAGCAGCGACACCCCCUUCUCAUAUACCCUCUAUUGACUCCGAUCUGCAAUCUGCUCCCAGCUUCAACCCAGGCCACACACACACUAUAUCACUGCUAUAUCAGCUGUAUAGAAACAGAGGCCUGCAGGUUUGGAAAGACUUUGGAUGUUUGAAGAGGGCCUCUGUAGCAUGUUGGGGAAGGGGGGGUUGCUUUUCGCUUAAGUUAUGGGAGCUCUACCUUAUAACAUGAGAACUACAAAGAACUACGAAGAACUACAAAGAACUACAAAGAACUACAAAGAACACUGAUCAACUGAACAGAACUCCUCUUCUGCUCUGCUUCUUUAGUUCUCCACAUAAUCAGUGUUUCCCCUUUCUUCUCUUCAGUAAAUUGUGAUCUCUCUCUCCUCCUGUGGAUGUUUUUUUUUUUUAUGAAAUGUGAAACAAAAAUAUCUUCUUGUAUAAACAUUUUAAGAAAGUGAGAGAAAAAAAAUUCCUAAAUAUCCGAUAUUCCUUCUAAAUAAAACAGAAAGUGUGAUAGCAUGUCAGACACUUUCUCUGUUGAAUUAAAGAAAGGUUGUUCAUCACGUCCAAAUUGUGUAUAUCUCAUUGUGAAUUGCUGGACCAAUGAAUCAGUUCCACAGAGAAGUGAGUUUGUCAUAUAUAUUAGAAGCCACUUGCUAGGUGUAAAAAGCGUGUAUGUAUUUCCAGGCUCAGGGACCAGAGACUGUCAAUUCUCCCCCACAAUUCCAGUCGCCUCAACAACAGUCUUAGAUUUACAUUUCAUCCGUUCAGAAGAACAGUCCACCUACAGAAUGUAUAGGAAGCCUCAUGAUGCGUCGUACCAGACCAUCAGCCUUCUUCAGGAUGAUCAUAGGGUCCACUCAACCCACACAGAGACCAAGGGAAAAUGUUUCAUUUUUCCUGUUUUAUCCUUCUGCAUAUUAUUCUGCCUUUUCUUUACUUUUAUCAGGUCAUCAAAUACACUGUAUCUGCUGUUUCAGCUGGAAACACAUGAUAACGUAUUGUUGCGUAGUGAUAGGCAGAGGAUGGGAGGAAAUGGAUAGGACUCAUGUUCCUGUUGAUUACUUAGGUGUGGUGCAGCUAUCAGUUGUCAGGUCCAUACUCCCAUUCACUAACGCUGAUAUACAACUGAUCCAGGAACAGCAUCCACGGUGUAAAUGUAGCACUAUUUAUACUAGAUGGGCUCAUCAGUGUUAAAUGUAUUUAAUGUAAUCUAAGAAGACGUUUGUCUGGCAGUUCAACCCAUGAUGGGCUGUCAGCUUUUGUAGAAUAUUUAUGAUCUGAUGGAUACUGUUUCUUCAUUGAAUUAGACUUUUCUGAUUCGGAGAAGAGUUCUUAAUUUGGGCCCCCUCUGAGUUUUCCCCUUGUCAAGUUGACUGACAUCAUAUAUGACAUCAUUGGUCAAGAUAGACUCUGGGCCGCCUCCCAUCGGGUCUUCUGAGGUACUCGGCAUGCGUUUCCUCCAUCCUCUGUCUGUCAUUGGAUAUCCAUGUCUGUUGCUCCCCAACCAAUCAUACAGUCUCUGCCUCUUGAAUCUCUUCGGUUGCGUCCUGAAUGGCACCCUAUUCUCUUGAACAGUGCACUACUUUUGACCCGCGCCCAUAGGAUUCUGGUUAAAAGAAGUGCACUAUGUAGGGAAUAGGCUGCCAUUUGGGAUGCAUCCUAUCUGCUCAGUGACUCAAUAGGAAGGGCUUCUCUGGGUCUGGAAUCCUACUGUGUGUAAAUAAUAUUUUACUUGUCUCUUCCUCUAUCGCUUUUCUUUCUCUCUUUUUGAAAAGCUCUUUUGGUGGUGAUGUCAUGAUGUAUCUGCAGGAAGCAGGAAGUUCUUUACUCUGAGAGCGUCGUGUUCUCUCUGGGGUUUGAGUGGAGAUUUGCUGAUGCCCAUGUGUUUUUAUUGGAAGAAAUCAGCCAGUGAUGGGUUGACUGAACGAUACUGGAAUGUUUAGCAUCAGGGGCUCUCCUCCUGUCCCUCUUCCUGUUGCCAACGUCUCUGCUCUGCACAAGUCCCUCUGCCUGUUCUUCAACCUUACUGUGUGUGCGUCCUCGUGUGUGAUAUGAGUCUUUCUCCCCCAAACCAUUCCUAAGCAUCAAAUGCUCCCGUAUUUAUGAUUGCUUUUGCCCUUGAUGUUACCUCCCGUGUGUGUGUGUGUGUGUGUGUGUGUGUGUGUGUGUGUGUGUGUGUGUGUGUGUGUGUGUGUGUGUGUGUGUGUGUGUGUGUGUGUGUGUGUGUGUGUGUAUAUAAACGCCUAAUAUAAGUAGUGACUCCUGCCUCACCUGUACAGGUAUUAAAGCAAUAUGGAGGACAGGUAUUGAUAUCCAUGCUAACAGUGGUGUUUCUGUUCUACACACACCUUGCAAUACCUGCGUACGCUGUAGACAAGCCCAUACAUCACACACACGCUUCUGUGUCCGAUAGAAAUGUGAAAAGAGCUAAACAUGUUGAGUGUGAUUAACAUGAGAAGUGCUGAGACAACCGGAGUUGUCCACAGGCAGCCAUGAACACUAACGUGAACCUGACCAAACCUUUAUUGAAUCUUAUUGUUGCAGUAGCAGAAAUAGCAGCGUUAAACCUCUCCCUCGUCACUAGAGGGGUUCUCCCCCUCAAUAACACUUGUGAGGUUUUGACUGAGGAGAAGACAAAGUCCUUUUAUUUAUGACAAGACGAUGCACUACGUAUUCAGUUUGAUGGUCUCUCUUCAGUCCUCUCCUCACAAAGUCUUUCCUGUAGAACACUUUUGCAUGGCUGGAUGUUUGUGUAGAUCCCUGGUCUCUUCCCUCAUAAUGUCUGCUGGCCUGAAACAGUUCCUGUCUCAGCCCCUGGCUCUCACACUAGUGGGAGAUAUGAGGAGGUUUAACAUCGUAUUGGACACAAUCCUCAUUGGUGGUCAAGCUGCUCUCCUUCCCCCUCUGAAUCAGCCAGUGGAAUUCAUUAUUAGCCAAUAGUGUGAGCUGUCCUCCCUUAUAGUUGGGUUCAGGAAGCAUCAAAAAACUAGCCUGGAAUCCAGAAGAUAUCAUUUGUUUCAUUGGUGAAACGGAGCAUGUCAGUUUGGUUUCCAGGCUAUCUAGAAGCUACUUUUUACACGUGAGACAUGUAUCAGUGUGACCCCUGCCAGGGAGAAGAGCACUAUGGUGGACGGGGGACACAUCACCAUGUCAAUCAGUCUGCUGUUACUUUAGUACCAUUAAACCGGCCACAGCUCUCCCUUCUAUACAUGCCAGUCGACACAUCAUCAGCACAGCGUUCACCACAUGUACAUAGAUGUAAACAACAAACGCUAAUAAACAAACUAUGGUCAUUUGUUUUUGUUUAUUUGGUUCCAGUGUGUAUUUGGUGACCUCUUUGUCGUUGGUCAUUCAUCCUGUAUGUAGCUACCCAACCCGAGACGACUGCCAGUCAAAUGGUUUAAUAUGGUUCUAAUGCUGUCUAGAUAUGGAAGAAGACCUCUCUUCUCAUAACUGCUUGGGUUUCGUUCAGUUAUCAGUCUAGUUCAUCCACCUUGAUUGUGACCUAUCAGCAUCAAGCAGGGUUAUUAUUACAAUUGUCAUUGGUCUCCUAAUUAUUAUUGUUAUUAUUAUUGUUCUAUUGAGUUUGUGUCAUCUGUACAGUACCGUGUUGAAACAUGAUACCUAAUACAGUCUUCUGCUGUAAUGUGUCUCUUUUCAAUAAAGACUAAAUAUGCUUC
This is a messenger RNA of Salvelinus namaycush (lake trout), 5293 nucleotides long. RefSeq lists its product as uncharacterized. Gene Ontology annotation, cellular component: nucleus. The record is from RefSeq and is a predicted model, not a curated record. Gene Ontology annotation, molecular function: protein binding. The transcript is spliced from 6 exons. The coding region runs from base 1 to 1056 and encodes 351 amino acids. Lineage: Eukaryota; Metazoa; Chordata; Actinopteri; Salmoniformes; Salmonidae.